AUGUUAAAACGUUUGCAGACUCGCCCGUCCAUCCAGACUGAAGCACAAGCCACCGCCCCAACAUGUCUUACAUUCGACUGCCCAGCUGCUCCAGCCGGUCAACCAUCAUGCAGUCUGGACGGCUCAAACAAGCCGUUCUGUAAUUACUGUCCAGGAAACAUGGACGGGUACACCAACUGCCAAACAGUUGCCUGCACCUCUGGAACUCCUUUCCAUGUAGAUUCCAGCGGAAACGGAAACUGGUAUUCCGCGGGGUAUAACGCAACUUCGCCAGGGAACUCAAUUGUUCCAGCCAAUGCAAAUUGUGUCUAUAAUCUCAACGGAAAAUUCCAAACCGAUGCUACAAUGAGUUUGGCAUGCCUGAAUUCUACAAAAGUCACACUAUCAUUCUUCUCAUCCGAUGGAGGUUUCUCGCAAACUGUUAGCAGUUCGACAACAGCCAGAUCACUAAACAGCUUAUUGAGCAAGAUUCCUGACGGAACAAUCACUUUGACAUCAAUAUCAUCUGAUAAAUCAUUCUGUUUUAUUCCAUUGAGCCCAGUUCAAAGUAGUGUAAAUGCACAUCUCAUGGUUCGGUCUGAUCACAUUAUUAGUUUUCCAGCCACCACCCCAACACCAGCUCCAACAACCACUCCAAGUCCAUGUCUUACAUUCGACUGCCCAGCUGCUCCAGCCGGACAACCAUCGUGCAGUCUGGACGGCUCAAACAAGCCGUUCUGUAAUUACUGUCCAAGAAACAUGGAUGGAUACACUAGCUGCCAAACAGUUGCCUGCAACUCUGGAACUCCUUUCCAUGUCGACUCCAGCGGUAACGGAAACUGGUAUUCCGCGGGGUAUAAUCCAAUUUCGCCAGGGAACUCAAUAGUUCCAGCAAAUUCAAAUUGUGUCUAUAAUCUCAAGGAAAAAUUCCAAACCGAUUCUACAUUUAGUUUGGCAUGUCUGACUUCUACAAAAGUCACACUAACAUUCUCUUCAUCCGAUGGAAGUUUCUCGCAAACUGUUAGCAGUUCGACAACAGCCAGAUCACUAAACAGCUUAUUGAGCAAGAUUCCCGACGGAGCAAUCACUUUGACAUCUACAGCAUCUUAUCAAUCACUCUGUUUUAUUCCAUUAAACAAAGUUCUCAGUAGUGCAAUGCUGGAUGAGAUUCCAGAAAAGAUAAACGGAUUCUUCUCCUGGUUGAUGGGAUAUUGA
Caenorhabditis remanei is the source of this 1194-nucleotide messenger RNA. RefSeq lists its product as uncharacterized. The record is from RefSeq and is a predicted model, not a curated record. The transcript is spliced from 4 exons. NCBI's taxonomy places the organism in Eukaryota, Metazoa, Nematoda, Chromadorea, Rhabditida, Rhabditidae. Bases 1 to 1194 code for a protein of 397 amino acids.